Molecule: messenger RNA, 1929 nt
Organism: Didymodactylos carnosus
Lineage: Eukaryota; Metazoa; Rotifera; Eurotatoria; Philodinida; Philodinidae
Source: the annotation of a GenBank genome assembly
AUGCAACCACCAAGUGUUACAUUCCCUGACACAACAAAUCGUGCAAUUGAAGUGGGAUGUUGUGGAGCGCAACGAAGUUUUGGAAAUAUACGAUGGUAUGAAUAUUUAUUUUUGGCAUUAGGAAUUAUUGCAGUAAUUAUAACAGAUGCUUUGACAAUAAUACGUUUAACAAAUGAAUCGUCAGAGGAUGAUACAACAUAUGGAAUAUUAUUGAUCGUUCAUUCAAUAUUUCUAACAAUAUUUUUAAUAACUGGUAUAUUAUGUCAACGUUUAUUAGACAUCAUAGCAUUUUUUUUGAGCGCUAUAUUAUUAACUACUUAUGUUGUCAUACAUUUUUUCAAACGUAGAUCAGUAAAGGAUCAAUAUAAUAUUCGUCUAGCACGACUUAUAUUUACAAUAUUUUUUAAUGCAUGUUUCAUUCCAUUAACCAUGUUUGUUAUACGAGAUUAUAGACGAAAUGAAUAUGCUAAACGAUUAUUUGGUGCUUUUCAAGGUGCACGUAGACCAUUACAAAUUUACUACAGUUUUGCAUGUGUUAUUCGUAUUAGUGCCAUGUUAACUAUUUCAACUUUGAUUUUGGAUAUGAGAGGAAUUAACAAAACUCUUGAUACAAUUAUACUAGCUAUUGGUAUACCGUUAGUUCUUAUUUGGCUUGGUAUCGCUGUACUAAUGGUUCAAUUAGAAAAUAUAAAACUAGCUAUUGUUUUUUAUUUAUUAUCAUUAUUUCAACCGGUACAUGUCGGUUGGCAAAUCUAUGAAGCUAUCACAGAAUAUAAAAAUUUAAAUCCAAAACCCUCACCUUCACCUGCAACAUCAACAUCUAGCAUGCGACCGCCACUCUUACAGUCAACAUCUAACCCUCAAAAGACUGAUUUGAUUCCAUUAUUAACCGUAUUCUCAAUAAUAUUAAAAAGAUUCAAAUUUCAAUUUGUUAUGUUGUUCAUGAUAGUAAUUCUUAUUUUAAUUUUAUUUAUCACAUACAAAAUAUAUGAACAUUUUUUUCCUGCACCAUUAGUCGAUCCAACUGGGAAAUAUGUGUUGAUAAGUGGUUGUGAUACUGGUUUCGGAAAUAUACUUGCAAAAGAAUUAGAUCGUCAAGGCUAUAGUGUAUUGGCAGGAGUUUAUUCAAAUACACAACAACUCGUGAAAGAAUUAUCAUCGAAAGCAACAGUGUUCAAAUUAGAUAUAACAAAACAGCAGGAUAUUGAUGAUGUAUUUGAAUUAGUUAAAAAUAAAACAAGUAAUUUAUAUGCGUUAGUCAAUAAUGCUGGCAUAGGCAAAGGUGGACCGAUCGACUGGAUAUCUAUGAAACUGUUUCGUGACACAAUGGAAGUGAACUUCUUUGGCCAUGUCUCAAUGACAAAAACAUUUUUACCACUAUUAGUGAACCAAUCUGGUAAUCGAGUGGUUAAUAUUUGUUCUGUCGCUGGUUACUUGGCUACAUCCAAUAUGUCACCAUAUUGUGCGAGUAAGUAUGCAUUAGAAGCUUUCUCCGAUUGUUUACGUCGAGAAAUGGCAUCAUGGGGGUUGAAAGUAUCGAUCAUUGAACCAGGAAUGAUGAGGACAGCAAUAACCGAAGGACAUGCGGAGGCGAUGACUGAGGUAUGGGCUAAUUUAGCUAGUGAUACGAAAGAACGAUGGGGCGAGGCGUAUUAUAAUAAAAAACUGAAUGAUCGAAUGAAUAAAAAGAACAUCUUCUUAAAAUAUGCACAAGAUCCAAUACUCGUCGUUCGAGCAUUACAACAUGCUGUUUCUAGUACAAAGCCAAAUAUUCGCUAUCGUCCUGGAUGGCAAUCCCCAUACUUUUUUUUCCCAUUAUCCAUGAUGCCUGCGAGUGUUACUGACAUGAUUUUAUCUGCCAUGGAUGCCUCCAGCGAGAAACCAGUCGGUGUAUUAAAACGAAUUCAACAAACUGUUAAACAAUCUUAA